AGUGGACGCCUUGCGCCGGGACCAGGGGCAGAUGCUGAAAAAGUUCAAGAACAUGCUGGAGGACCCGACUGCCAUGCUGACAGCCUCUGGAGAGCACGCGAAGUCCUUGAAGAAAUGGAAGGAUCGCAUCGUUCGGCGUUUGCGUGCGGAACGGCUUGGUACUGGCGAGACGGAGCUGGUGGCCCUCAUCCUCGCAGCACUUCGCGGUGAUCGUUUGAAUCCUGAGGACGUCCUGAUGUUGCAGAACCGCGAGAGGUAUAUGGAUGCCGUCGAGGCUGCGAUCUCCCGGGGGUGCUGUGUGACAUGCAGCGAGUUUUGUGCCGUGCAACGCCAGGAACGCCGCAGCACCGUGGUGUUGGGAUUGAUGGAGAUGCCUCCGGCCUCACGAUGGAUGCAACACACGGACAUCAACGCCUUGUUGUCCUCGCCCUUCGAUCUCAUGCAACGGAUCUUGGGUGGAAAUGCAGAGAGGGACUCUAUCUACGACACUGGACCUGAGGUGCCGACCAUGCGAAAUAUGCCAUACGUCAUGGCUGUGGAACACAUCACGGAGAUCUGCAAUGAUAGCGAAAUGUCUUUCAACAGCGAUGGUGCCGUGUCUCUCUUCAUCAAGCUCUACUCUCUCUUUACACAGUCAUUGGGUGUAAAAUUGCCACGCGCAGUGAAUCCUGUGCAUCAGCACACCUUCGCCACCUUAUCCUUGGCACUGGCCGGUGGAGGGCGCAACCAUGGUAUGCUGCAGUCCCUGCUACACAUCUGUCGCCGGAGCCGCAAGGUGUGCGAAUGUCUACCACGCCUGGACCGGCCUCGCCGCGUAGUCUUUGUGCGGCAGUGGAAGGCCAAGUUGAUUGCUGUCCACAGGAAGCUCAUGGCGCUGGCCCAGCAGCCUGAGAUCCAGCUGGCCACAGCCGGGGAGGCUGAGGCGGAGGAUGCUAUGGGUAUCCGACCGGAUGAAGAGGAGGUGCCAGUUCUCCAGUCUAUUGGCGAUGAACAUGGUGGUUUAUGUCCUCAUCUCGUCUUCGCGCCAUCGUUGGGAGAAUCUGAGGACGGCCAGACCAUCCGAUGGGCGGAGUUCCCGCUGGGCCCGCCUUUUUUCGAGACUCCAGAACACAAGGACCUGCAAUGUGGGGAACGGGUUCUCAUGGCGCUGCAAAGUGCUGUUGCUACCGGUGGUGGUGGAAAGAGCACUGGCUGGGGCUGGGGUGGCAGUGCUGCCCUCAAGGCCAUCUCUGGCGAUGCCCCGCUGCGCACCAGUGACCAAGAUCUACAAGCCUUGGCGAAGCAACCCAUGCAGGAGGUCAUUGAUCUCGGGCACAUCAUUCGAGAGGUGCCGGACAACCUACCCACAGGCAACCUACCCUUCGACAUUUCUGCUCACCCUGCUGUUCGACAUACUGUUGCCCGUCGCUUGCUGGAUCGUAUGGAAGCUGAGAUGCUCCGUUUCUCAGAGAUGCAGAAGAAGACUCCGGCGCCCAAAGUGAAGGAGUUGAGUGAGGUGCUCGUUACGAAGGUUCAGCGCAUCUGCAAGCACCUCGGUGGACCGGAUCUUCCAGCUUUUCAGCAAGAGACUUGGCUCUCCAUCUCUGGAUUUUUGUAUCAAAGGCAUGGUGGCGACGACUACAUCGGGGAGGAAGUCUCUCAACUGGAACAUGCUUUGCAGGCAGCAGAUCUCGCCCAGAGGUCUGGUCUUGGAGCGGACGCAACCAUUGCAGCUUUGCUCCAUGACGUUGGGCAUUUGAUAGGCAUGGAGGAUCCUUCCAGUGCUCGGAUGGAGGAUUGUGGUGUGGUGGACCAUGAGAAGUUAGGAGGUCAAUGGCUGGCGGAGCUGGGUUUCUCUCAGCAGGUCUGCGAUUUAGUUGCAAGACAUGUGGAUGGUAAACGCUAUCUUUGUGCAGUCAAGAAAGACUACCAUGAUACCCUGAGCCCGGCCUCAAAGACAACUCUGAGACAUCAGGGAGGCCCAAUGACGAUAGAGGAGGCGAAAGGCUUCGAAAAGGAGGAGCUCCAUAAGACCAUCGUGGCCAUGCGCCACUGGGACGAAGCCGCCAAAGUCAAGGGCAAAGAGGUCCCGACGCACACCCUUUCAGUCUUCCUGCCAGAAUCGCACCUCGGAAAGGAGCGCCGCAGUCGCGCAGAGGUUGCCGUAGAUGCUGGAUUGAUCCGCAUCCAUUCAGAGACAUCCAUCUUGGAGCAGCUCAUGAGCCUUUCAUCGAGCAGCUCACACAAGAUGGGUGAGGGAUGGCACUCCAGCGCCAGUUCCACUACUGCUUCAUCGCCGCCGCCACAGCUGCUUGCAUCAAUGGCCUCAACGCGUCAUUCAGCCUGGGAGACCACCGGAAAUGACACGCCGCCAGCAGGUGGUGAUCGCACUCGAGACUUUAGUGGAGGGGCUGCUGUGGUGGAUGCCUUGAGUUCAGUAGUUGCUGGCCAUGAAGUGCACAAAGGAAUAUCCACACCGGAUGAAAAGAAAGAAGAGGCCCCAAAAGUCGAGGAGGAGCCGCACGAAGAGGUCCGUGAGCGUCGACGGACGACCGCACCACGCGGCAAACUGCCGGCUCUCUCCAGCGCAACUUCGCCACUGAGCAGCGGAAAGGAGCUUUUGCCCCCGCUGCGUGGUGUGGGGUUGGGAAGCAGUUUGGGUUCCCGCAGCGGCGGCAGUGCGGUCUCCGGGAUCCAUACUCCUGAAGAGGAGGUAUCGCUGGGUGAGCAGUCCGGCGGAGCUUUGAGCGAACCAUUGGAUGAGGUUGACCGGCAACUUGCCAGAUUAAAUCGGCCAACUGUCGGCAGAGUAGGCUUGGCUGCCGCUGCCGGGCCCUCUGUGCGGAAGAGGCCCGAUGGCCCUGAGGCUGCCACUGGUGCUGGUGAUUCAGCAUCAGACGAGUCUGGCUCAGGCGACAUUGAGCUGACGGGCAAUCGAGGCAAUGUUGGCAACAGCAGCUCAGGAAGCUCCUUGGCGGGUGGGCCUGUACGAGCUUUACCCUCUGAAGGUAGCGCCCAGGAUGACGGAUUGGAGGAAGUGGAGGAAUCCAUUGAGGAACUAUACAGCGGCGAGAUGGAAGCCUAUUCAGAGGGCAGUGGGGUCGGUGUCGGCGAUGAGUUUUGAGAGGCGCCCAGAGCGCAGAAAGGUGCAGAGACAGGUUGGCGACCUCGCCCAGUUGCUGAGGUCCAAUUGUAACGCUAUGAGCGGACUGGGCAAUACUCUGAGUCACUAUGCCGCCAUGUUCACUAUGC
Messenger RNA from Cladocopium goreaui, 3231 nucleotides. The record is from the annotation of a GenBank genome assembly. NCBI's taxonomy places the organism in Eukaryota, Dinophyceae, Suessiales, Symbiodiniaceae.